Molecule: messenger RNA, 2493 nt
Organism: Exophiala bonariae
Lineage: Eukaryota; Fungi; Ascomycota; Eurotiomycetes; Chaetothyriales; Herpotrichiellaceae
Exons: 2
Coding region: 1-2493 (830 amino acids)
Biological process (GO): exonucleolytic trimming to generate mature 3'-end of 5.8S rRNA from tricistronic rRNA transcript (SSU-rRNA, 5.8S rRNA, LSU-rRNA); nuclear polyadenylation-dependent snRNA catabolic process; histone mRNA catabolic process
Cellular component (GO): nucleolus; nuclear exosome (RNase complex)
Molecular function (GO): nucleotide binding; 3'-5'-RNA exonuclease activity; single-stranded RNA binding
Source: RefSeq, a predicted model, not a curated record
AUGGACGCCGAUCUGCUGACGGACUUUAAGUCCUUUCAAGAGCUGGUUCAAUCCUCCUUGGUCGAUGUAACGAGAAGCGCAGGUCAAGUUGCCAGUCAGGAUUUGGGUUUUCAUCGAUCCUCCAGCGAAAAGCUUUCCCGAUCUCUGGAUCGUCAAAAUGCUCAUUUGUUGCGUCUGACUAACAAUCUACUGAAGGCCGCGACCAAAGACACGCCCAUCAAACCCCCGUCCCUACAAGAGCAGGAUGACAUUGAUGAUAGCUGGCGUCGGAUAGUCGAUAUUGUCGAUCAUCUUCUCGAGAAGUCGGACUCGGCCCUCGACGAAUUCUCUGGCGUCAUCAAGCGUCAAAGUCCUGCUCUGCAAGACACACCGCAGUCGUCGCCUCGACCUGGUAAGGUGCCCCGAGGCCUACAAACAUGGGCUCGUGAUUCAAUGCAAAAGCCACAACAGUUCUUCGCCGUCAAACCAGACAAUUUCCCUACUGGAUCAUUCAAGCCAUUAUUGCAAAGCAAGCCACAUGCCAUUGUCCCACUUUCGGAGAGCCUUGGUGAUGCUGAGACGGGGUAUAAACAUCCUUAUGCUCGGGAAAUCGAGGAAUACACAUUCCCCCCCUGGGUCAAAGAAGCACGUCCACCCAUUCCAUUCACACCCCUCAGUGAGUCCAAAGCUACGUAUGUCGACACUGAGGAAGGCGUGGUGGAAAUGCUCGAGGAGUUGAAAUCCGCCAAAGAGAUUGCCAUUGAUCUUGAACACCAUGACCAACACUCAUAUAUUGGGAUGGUAUCCCUGAUGCAAAUCAGCACGCGAGAGAAAGAUUGGAUCGUUGAUACACUGAAGCCUUGGCGACAAGCGCUGCAGAUGCUGAACGAAGUAUUUGCCGAUCCUGAGAUCUUGAAGGUCUUCCAAGGUGCAAGUAUGGAUAUGAUUUGGCUGCAACGUGACUUGGGACUAUAUGUGGUCGGUCUCUUCGAUACAUUCUACGCUUCUUCCGCCUUACAGUUCCCCGCAAAGAGCUUGAAGUACCUACUACAGCGAUUUGCGAAUUUUGAAGCUCAGAAGCAGUUCCAACUCGCGGACUGGCGUAUUCGACCACUGCCCCAAGAGCUCCUCGACUAUGCUCGCGCAGAUACACAUUUUCUUCUCAACAUCUACGACAAUCUCCGCAAUAUGUUGCUUGAGGCCUCCACCCCCCAAAACAACAUGCUAGAUUAUGUCUUGAAAGAGUCUCAGAAAGUGGCACUUCAAGUCUACGUUAACCCUAUCUACGACGCUGAGACUGGUCAAGGCCCUGCUGGUUGGCUUGCUCUUUUGACUCAAAGAUCGAGCAACUUCAGCAAUGAACAAUUUGCUGUCUUUCGAGCGAUUCAUGCUUGGCGAGACAACAAAGCUCGUCAUGCAGACGAAGGAGUCCAGAACAUUCUACCGAACCGCUUUAUUUGGCAGAUCGCUGAAGCCAUGCCGACCUCUCCAUACAGUUUCAGCCAAUGCUGUCGAGGUGGAAGCAACAAAAUUGUUAUGGAUAGUGUUGUCGAGCUGGUUCAGGUUGUCAAGGACGCCAAAUUUCACGGAAAGAAUGGGAAGUCAAUUCAAGACUUCUUCAAGCCACAGAACGGUGAUGCUUCUGGAGUCGGUUUUGCACCUCGCCGUUCUCGGCAUUUGACCUGGCGAAAAGAGGAAACAUCCUUGUCGGGGGUUGCGGCUACUCUGCAACAUGUGAAUGCAGACAAAGUGCCCCAAACUGCUACGCCUCCUCUUGAUCAUGGCGGUCCUGUUGAGAACUCAGUCGCAGCUAGAGGCAUGACGUCUCGUUUCUGGGGAAAUGUCUCUCUUCGACAACCCCAAAUCUUACCCGAAGCUACCAGCGCACUUUCCGCUUUGGCCUCUAUCCUACCAAUUCCCUCUUCCUCGGUGGAGGUGGCAGACGAGGAUACUCGCAAAGUUGCUGAUUCUGGUUCUUCGCACCCCUUCGCUAAUCAAAACCCAGCAAACACCGGUGUCUCACCCGUCCAAACCCCAGCAGUGUUCACCUUGAAUGAGCUUUCACGAUCAAAAAAGCGCACAGCGUCGGACGCUCUCCUUGAUCAUCCACCAGCCAUUCGAACCAAAGAGCUAAAUGGCGCAAGUUCGUCUGAUUCUCUGGCUAGCUCGCCCCAAACCCUGGCUUCUACUUCCGACCUAGCAUCUUCACCAUCUCGCCCUUCCGACUCCAUCAUUGAGGAGAAACGCGCUAGCAAACGCCUGGCAAAGGAAGCGAAGCAAGCUCUUAAGACCGCAAAGGCUCAGGCAGCAACCGCAGCACAAGCAGCGAGCCAGCCCUUUGAUUAUGCGAACGCCGCAUCUUUUCUCCAUCCCACCAGCUCCGAACCGGGUGAGAAGGAGCCAGCAGCCAAGCGCAUGAAUCCAUUUGCAAAGGUUCUUGAUACAGGCACUGGCGCAAAGCAAAACAAGAUGGGCAAAGAGCUUGCAGGAAAGAGUAUGACUUUCAGAUCCUAG